Molecule: messenger RNA, 1463 nt
Organism: Prosopis cineraria
Lineage: Eukaryota; Viridiplantae; Streptophyta; Magnoliopsida; Fabales; Fabaceae
Product: cysteine-rich receptor-like protein kinase 10
Exons: 7
Coding region: 168-1334 (388 amino acids)
Biological process (GO): protein phosphorylation
Molecular function (GO): ATP binding; protein kinase activity
Source: RefSeq, a predicted model, not a curated record
AGGCUGGUUGGCACAUAUUUGGUCCAAGUUGCAAUAUAAGACAUGAAAAUUAUAUCUUCUAUCAGCAAAUUGGGGGACCAGAUAUUGCCCCUGUAUCACCAAUUUACCAGCCAGAUGAUGCAGGUUCUGUGGAAGAAUUCACAUCCAAAGCUAGAGCCAGUGUAGUUAUGCUUGUCCCGAUUGCAAUGGCUGCAGCUUUUUUGGGUUUUGCAACUUACGUAUGUUUUCACUGGAAAAGAAAACUUAAAGGGGGAGAAACAACUGAUGAAAUUCUGAUACAGAAGUUGGAGAAUUCAAAGAAGCCCCACUUUAAAGAGAAAGGAACCGCGAAAGAUGAGUACAACAAUGGAGGAGUUCAAAACUAUAGUUUGAAGACCAUUAAGGUCGCAACAGACUAUUUCUCAGAAGAAGCCAAGCUAGGGAAAGGAGGAUUUGGACUCGUUUUCAAGGGGAAGUUGAGUAAUGGCAAGGAGAUAGCAGUUAAGAGGCUUUCAUUCAAAUCAGGGCAAGGCCUUGAAGAGUUCAAGAAUGAAGUGACAUUGAUAGCAAAACUUCAACACAAAAAUCUUGUGAGGCUUUUGGGGUUCUGUCUGGAAGAAAAUGAAAAGCUUCUGGUCUAUGAAUACAUGCCCAACAAUAGCCUUGAUACCUUCUUGUUUGAUCCAAUAAAACGUCAACAACUAGAUUGGUCUAAGAGGAGGAGUAUUAUAAAGGGAAUUGCCAGAGGACUCCUGUAUCUGCAUGAGGACUCAAGGCUAAAAAUUAUCCAUAGAGAUCUAAAAGCAAGCAAUGUGUUACUAGAUGAAGAGAUGAAUCCAAAAAUAUCAGAUUUUGGAACUGCUAGAAUUUUUGGCAGCAAUCAAAUUCAAGCUAGUACUGAAAGAGUUAUUGGCACAUAUGGAUAUAUGGCACCUGAAUAUGCUUUAGAGGGAUUAUUUUCCAUCAAGUCAGAUGUUUACAGCUUUGGUGUCAUCAUGCUAGAAAUUAUCAGUGGAAAAAGAAACACCGGCUUCUACCAACCAGAACGUGGUUUGAGUCUUCUCUCCCAUGCAUGGCGACUCUGGAAUGAAGGCAAAGGACUUGAACUUGCGGAGCGUCAAUUGGUCAACACUUGCCUGGACAAGGAUGAAGCUUUGAGAUGGAUCCACAUUGGGCUUCUAUGUGUUCAAGAGAACCCACAAGAUAGGCCCACCAUGUCAUCAGUUGUUCUCAUGCUAGCAAGUUCCAGCAAUCUUCCUUUCCCAUUUGCUCCUCCAUUUUCAGUCGGCAGAUUCUUCGCUGCUUUUCAGUCCUCCACAACUGUUUCCACUAAGAAAGUUUCAUGUGAUUGUUGAUUGAGCCCAGUAUCCUCACUUGCUGUAAUUAUUAAUGAGGAUCUUCGUAGAAGGAACUUAUUGGUUGACUCAACUCGUAUAUUAUACGUUUCGCUGUUGGCUUUAUCUCAGUUUUUCAUGAGGAGAAAG